UCAGUGAGACACUGCUCUUCCCUGCCAGACUGACACAGAGACAGAAGCACAGACAAAGAGCAAAGAGUAGAAAUUAACGGAACCUAUUCAGGCUGACUUGGACUGGAGACAUGACCAAAGAGACUGAGACUCUGGGACUGGUCUUUCAGAGUGAGAAUUUCAACUAUAACCAUUACACAAACUACAUCAUGGACUCCUGGGCUCCCUACAUGGACAGCUCUGUCCCUGAGCCAAACCACUCCAAAUCCAGACUCCACCCAGGAGACGAGCUAGCAGCAAUGCUUUACGAACACUGCAAGAACCAGAAAGACCAGAAAAUUGCUGCCUGCAACCGAACCGGAAAUGUCUGCAAACCAGUAGAGAGGAGUCUAACCAACACCAACGAGCUCGCUUCACUGGAGGCGUCUGCCAAUGUCAUGAAGAUCCUCUCCGAGAGUGUCCCCACCAGCCAUCCUCAUGAAGUUUUGGGAUCCAAGCAGAACAACUCCCUUCCCAUUUCUGCUCCCACCACCUCAGACACGUACGCCACCCUCACCAGCGUUGUCGCAGAUGCUUACGACAAACAGGAGCUCAACAUCAUCUUUGACUCCUUGCUGCAGAAGUGGCCGGAGAACACUGCUUUCCCCGACCCCAGCUCUGAGACUCUUCCCUACAGCGAUCCCUUCUCUGAAAACCACUCCAGCCCAGUCUACUCCAACUCCUACGACAGCUCCCCAAGGGAGAGACUCCGGAGCGACUUCCAGUUUUCCCUCGGAGCCCCCGCAGCUUCCCCUUACAAGUCCAGCGAGCUGCCAAUGGUGUACCUGAACAAGGGCCAGUUUUACCCCAUCACUCUCCAGGGGGUGGACAGCAGCGCCUGCCUCACUGCCACCAAAGUCAAGACAGUGGUGAUGGCUGUGUUUGAGAAUGACAAGAGCCCAGAAAUGCAGCUCCGCUUCUGGAAUCACUGGCAUGCGCGCCAGCCGACCGCCAAGCAGAGGGUCAUUGACAUCGCGGACUAUAAAGAAGUGUUCAGUGGCAUCAGCAACGUAGAGGAGGUGGCCUUCAAUGCUCUCUCUUUUGUGUGGAACCCAAGCGAAGAGGCCAAGGUGUACAUCGGAAUCAACUCCCUGAGCACAGACUUCUCCUCUCAGAAAGGAGUGAAAGGCCUUCCUCUGAACCUACAGAUUGACACUUACGACUUCAGCUCAGGAAGCAACCAGUUGAUACACAGAGCCGCAUGCCAGGUCAAGAUCUUCUGUGAUAAGGGUGCAGAGAGGAAGAUGCGAGAUGAGGAGAGGAAGAGAUCCAAGAGGAGGGGAAAGAACACCAAUGAUGCUAACGCCAACAAAUCCUUAGUGAGUAGCUCUAUCAGCACCGAGUGUACCUUCUUCCAGACCCUGGAAGACCACAUCACCCAGCCGGUUCUCUUCAUUCCAGACUCACACUACUCCAGUUUACAACGCAUGGCCACUCCCAUGGACGAAAUCGAAAGGAAUUCCCUUAAGAGGUUGUAUCAAGACAGAGACCAGAGCAGCUCUCCACCCAGCAAACAAGCUCGCAGAGAAGACCCACAAAGAGUUCUGCUGUACAUGAGGACAGGCACUCAAGAGGCGUUUGAUGCGCUCAUGCUCAGCUCUCCAACGCUGUCAGGCCUUCGAGAAGCUAUUUCAGAAAAGUACGGUAUGCAAAAAGACACCAUUGGGAAAAUCUACAAAAAAUGCAAAAGAGGCAUUUUCGUUAAUAUGGACGACAACAUCAUUGAACACUAUACCAACCAGUCAGCCUUCCUCAUUGAGAUAUCAGAGGUGGUCGGUGGUCAGUUCCAGGUUACUCUGGUUGAAGUAUGAGAGCAAGUCAGCCACUUGCUCCACUGAAGGAUCAACAAACACAGCUGCCAGUUUAAACCAUCUCCCAAAGCACUGCUCAAUCAGAGACAAUGUAAGCUGUGGACUUCCAAAGCUGCCAAGAUAACUGGACUGAAUGGAAAUCUCCAGUUUUUCCGAUUUCAGAAAAAGAAAGUUGAACCGUUUCUUAAUUUUGUAAAUACCACUCACGUCAGGUCAUUUGAAUGUAUUAUUUUAAUGUUAGAGCAUUUAUGAUGAACGCCUUGUACAUAUGUAAUGUAAAUAGAAUUUAAUAUGACAGUGUUUUAUGAGUUUGCCACGUGCCUGUUGCAACGGAUUUUCCACGUAUUGCUAUGUAUUUCAAGUUUUUUUUUUUUUUUUUUACAGAGAUCCACUCAUGAAUUGUGUACAGCAUAUUUUCAGCAUUUUAAACGUUGCUAUUCUUGCUGCUUUCAAUGUACUCAUCAUUUCUUCUACAAAAGUCAAUGGUGCAUUUUCUUAGCCAUAAUUUGCCACUCUUUUUUUUUUUUUUUUUUUUUAAUUUUACCUUUGCCAAAAGUAUCUUCCUGUAGGUUCCUGGUAGUUUCACGACUCAAAUCGCCCGACACUGGGUUGCAUUCAGAACCUGAAGUCAGACAUUUCCACCCAUGAAACCACACAAGACUUAGUAUUGGCCAACAUUUAGCCCAGAGCUGUGGACAUUUCCUGACUGUAUGGUGUAACCACAGAGUUUUUUUUCUGGAAACAGUUCAAACCCUCUAAACCCUGAGGCCAGCCGCAGGACGUUCAUAGUAUGCAUGUAUAUGUGUAUGUAAAAACUUGUGUCCUUCUCCAUUGUGCAUCAUUUCAAAGCAAGCAUGUAUCCCUGUAAUAUUUCAUUUAUUAUGCCAAGACAGUGCUGGUUUUGUCAGCACCUUGCCCCUUUUGUAAGAAAAUAAAGAAAAUGCAUAUCAGA
This is a messenger RNA of Stegastes partitus (bicolor damselfish), 2781 nucleotides long. RefSeq names its product grainyhead-like transcription factor 3 (gene grhl3). Gene Ontology annotation, cellular component: nucleus. Bases 111 to 1829 code for a protein of 572 amino acids. Gene Ontology annotation, biological process: regulation of transcription by RNA polymerase II. Lineage: Eukaryota; Metazoa; Chordata; Actinopteri; Pomacentridae. The transcript is spliced from 15 exons. Gene Ontology annotation, molecular function: RNA polymerase II cis-regulatory region sequence-specific DNA binding; DNA-binding transcription activator activity, RNA polymerase II-specific. The record is from RefSeq and is a predicted model, not a curated record.